GGGCGGGUCUGGGGAUCCCGGCCGCUCUCGGCAACCCGCCGCGGGUCCUAAGCUCCAGGCAUCCCUGGGGGAAGCCGCGGGGAGAUGCCGGCCUCUUGCCCGCGGAAGCUCCGGGUCCUCCGACUCGGGUGACCGAACCAGAUCCAGCUCUGGUCGGAUAGAAGAGCAACUGCGCUACGUUUCCUGUUCCCGCUUCAGGAAAUCGGUUAAUCAUGGGAUCACAGGAAAUGCCCAGAGACGUGUUCCACUGUGUGGGAAUCCUAUUUUUCCUCCUGGGCUUGGGGACUCUUCUUCCGUGGAAUUUUUUCAUCACAGCCAUUCCGUAUUUCGAGGCCAGGCUCAUGGGGAACUGCUCUGCCGGAGCGACUGAGAAUCAGACAGCCUUGAACCCCCAACCGGGGUCCGCCUGCAAAGACGAAUUCAGCUUCAGUAACUGGCUGACCCUCCUUUCUCAGUUGCCUUUGCUGCUUUUCACCUUUCUCAACUCCAUCCUCUAUCGCUGCAUUUCGGACAAAGUGCGCAUUUUGGGCAGUUUGGCAGGAAUUCUGCUCCUCUUUGUGCUGACCACCAUCUUGGUUAAGGUGAAGAUGUCACCGCAGAGUUUCUUCUCCAUCACCAUGGCAAGCGUUUGGUUCAUUAACUCCUUCUGUGCCGUUCUGCAAGGGAGUCUUUUCGGCCUGCUGGGGUCUUUCCCGCAAAGAUACAGCACCCUUUUUCUCAGCGGUCAAGGAAUGGCGGGAACGUUUGCGGCCAUCGCCAUGUUGCUUUCCUUGGCCAGUGGCUUGGACCGACUGUCUUCUGCCCUGAUCUAUUUCGUUACCCCCUGUGUUGGGACCUUCGUUUCUAUUGCCUGUUAUCUCUUGCUGCCCCAUCAGACCUUCACUCGUUACUAUCUGGAGAAAAGACCACCAGGAGAUUCGGGAUGUGAAUUGGAGACCAAGGCAGGCCUCCUUUCGCUAGAGAACGGCUCCGCUCUUGUGGCAGACAGUUCCAAAGGAGAAUCGCUCAACAUGAAGAAUGGGAACGCCGUGGUCCUGGAGAAGUUUGGCUCGGCUUGCCCGCCAGAAGUCAUGAAUGGAGGCAGUGGGGUGGGCGUGGUUGCCCCUGACCCCUCCCUUUUCAGUGUGCUCAAGAAGAUUUGGCUACUGGCCCUCUCCAUCGUGAUGGACUUCUCCAUUACCCUCUCGGUGUUUCCGGCCAUUACCACGAGAAUUGUCAGCUCUUCUCAGGAUCAGUCUUGGCAGAAGUACUUCACUCCCGUUUGCUGCUUCCUUCUCUUCAACGUCAUGGACUGGUUGGGGCGGAGUUCCACUUCCUACUUCCUCUGGCCGCAGAAGCACCUUCGGCUCCUUCCCGUCGCGGUGGGACUCCGAGUCUUCCUCAUCCCCUUGUUUCUCUUCUGCAACAUCCAGAACCAGACCGAGUGGCUUGUGCUCUUCCGCCACGACGCCUGGUUUGUCGUCCUGAUGGUGGUUUUUUCUCUCUCCAAUGGCUACUUCGUCUCCCUCACCAUGUGCCUGGCACCCAAGCAGGUCCAGCCGGAAGAGAGUGAGCUGGCGGGGGCCAUCAUGACGUUUUUCCUGGCCUUGGGACUUUCCUGUGGGGCCGCCCUCUCCUUCCUCCUCAAAUUGCUCCUUUGAUGGCCUCCCUCCUAUCCCUCCGACACCCGGCAACAGCAUAAAGAUUGCAAAGAUUUUGACUCCGUAUCUGUUGAAGGCUUCAAGGCCAACGAUUUUCCUCCAAGCCCCCUCUAUUGUGGCAGCUAAAGAAACUUCCCUCCGUGAUGAGGACACACUGAAUUUAUUGGGCCAUAACCCUUUCUCCAAGGUCUCC
Molecule: messenger RNA, 1833 nt
Organism: Pseudonaja textilis
Lineage: Eukaryota; Metazoa; Chordata; Lepidosauria; Squamata; Elapidae
Gene: SLC29A2
Product: solute carrier family 29 member 2
Biological process (GO): adenine transport; guanine transport; uridine transmembrane transport
Cellular component (GO): basolateral plasma membrane; plasma membrane
Molecular function (GO): nucleoside transmembrane transporter activity
Source: RefSeq, a predicted model, not a curated record